AUGGCAACACGUGAAAAUUAUACAGAAGUCGCGAAAGUUCUCAUUUCACAUGGCGCCGAUAUCAAUGAAAAAUAUGAAAAUGGAAGAAUUGCACUUCAUAUUGCAGCACAUGAAAAUAAUGCAGAAACUGCUGAUGUUCUCAUUUCACAUGAUGAAAAUAAUGUUCUUACAUAA
Trichomonas vaginalis G3 is the source of this 174-nucleotide messenger RNA. Its product is annotated as Ankyrin repeat family. NCBI's taxonomy places the organism in Eukaryota, Parabasalia, Trichomonadida, Trichomonadidae. Bases 1 to 174 code for a protein of 57 amino acids. Gene Ontology annotation, cellular component: nucleus; cytoplasm. The transcript has a single exon. The record is from RefSeq and is a predicted model, not a curated record. Gene Ontology annotation, molecular function: protein binding.